Lycium barbarum (goji berry) is the source of this 1093-nucleotide messenger RNA. RefSeq lists its product as uncharacterized. Lineage: Eukaryota; Viridiplantae; Streptophyta; Magnoliopsida; Solanales; Solanaceae. Bases 205 to 786 code for a protein of 193 amino acids. The record is from RefSeq and is a predicted model, not a curated record. The transcript has 4 exons.
GAACCAAAAAAGGAAAAUCCAAACACAAUAAACCAACCAAGCAUAUGUUUUGUCUGAUUCCUAUAUUCUCUCCACGUUGGACUUGCAUCAGAUACAAAUCCACUUCUGAUUAUUAAAACCAUAUCUCAAAUUACCUGAAUCAAGAAUCAUCAAUAAGUAGUCUUGAUUUUACACCAACUCCAGGAAAAAACUCUCCCAUUAAUUAUGUCUGAAGAAAAAUCUAAACCAAAUUCAAUCUCAUCAUCAGAUAAGGAUGUAAAGGCACCUAAUGUGUUUGAGAGAGUUAAAGAAGAAUUUGAGGCAGUGUUGCAUAGUGAAAAACACUCACAUCACCAUCACAAGGAAACUCACGGGCUGCGUAAGGAUAUUGAUGAGAACACACCAAUUAGUGAUGUGAAAGCACCUAAUGUCUUUGAAAGAGCCAAGGAGGAAAUCGAGGCUCUUGUUCAGGCAAUUCAUCCUAAAAAGGAAGAUCAUUGUCAUGGUUCAACUUCGGACGUCGACAAAAGGACUAAUGGGACGACGGCUGAGUUGAAGACACAUAAGCCAGGUUCUCUUUCAGAGAACAAAGAAAAGGUGCAUAAUCACAAUGAAAGGGUCGAGGAAACGACAGGAGCACAUUUGCCCGGACAAAAAUCUCCACGUCUUCAUCACAAAGAAACUCACGGAAGGAGUGAUGAUAUUGAUGAAAAUACACCAAUUAGUGAAGUUAAAGGUCCAAAUAUGUUCGAACGAGCCAAGGAAGAAAUCGAGGCACUAUUUUGCUCAAUUCAUCCAAAGAAAUAAUCUAGCAGUGCUAUUCAAAGAAGGAAAAUGGAUUUGGACAUUGAUCUUGAAAGCUUGGCAAAAAAAAAUCUUACCUCAAGAUCACAAGAGAGAUUGGUUUUGGUGGAGUUUUAAUUGUUUUUACUCUUUGAUUCACAAUGAGUUACUUCUGUUGUAUAUAAAUUUGUGUUGAGAUACCUAAUUUUUCCUGCUUCUUUUAAUCUUUUUUCUGAAAUUUUUCUCUUAUUUCCAUAUUUGCUUGGGUGUAUGUUUUGUCAGUGGAUGUGUAUCCGUACAAAGUUUCAUGAUGUAAUGCCUUAUUUUGCGA